Messenger RNA from Lycium barbarum (goji berry), 625 nucleotides. RefSeq lists its product as uncharacterized. The record is from RefSeq and is a predicted model, not a curated record. The transcript is spliced from 2 exons. Lineage: Eukaryota; Viridiplantae; Streptophyta; Magnoliopsida; Solanales; Solanaceae. The coding region runs from base 1 to 543 and encodes 180 amino acids.
AUGGAGGAAGAGACAUUUCAAGAAAUUAAAUACCCAAAAUUUCACGAUGAAGCGGGUACUCAUGAUCUAACUGAAUGUACAUGUAUUGGUGAGUUUAUAGGUAAACUUGGGCUUUUUGCAUUUUGUCCCAUGUUUGAUAAUGUAGGGAGACAACCUUGUCACUUUUGGAUCAUGGAGGAGUAUGGUGACAAAAAUUCUUGGACUUGUCAUGCUACUUUUAUGCUACAAAGGAUAAUCCGUACGCCUUUGACUUUUACAAAAAAUGGAGAAAUUAUAAUGCAAGAUAGGCGUGGAAAGAUAUUUUGCUAUAAUUUCAACAAUAAUCAAUUGAUUGAUUUGAACAUACAAGGUGAGGGCCGUGAUUUGAAUUUUGUCAACUUCACUAAUAGUCUAGUUUUAGUUGAUCUUUAUGAUACACUGAUGGUGGAAGAAAGGAAUUUUCCUGCAAGUGGUGUUGGUGAUUUUGAAGCAUAUAUGCAUGUGGAACAAGUCAACAUGGCACAUAAAGAUGAUCCUCCAGCCGACAUACAUAAGAAUAUUUAAAAUUAGCCAAAGAAUUAAAUGCAAUUCAAAAGUCUAAUUAAUUAAGCCAUAAAUUAACCAGAAAUGGCAUUAGUUUUUGCGU